AACAUGGUGGAGACGAUUUCAGCAUCGAAUGCUAGUUUCUAAUUUGCUGUUACCUAGGGCAACGAAUUCAGUUAGCUUCUCUUAGGGCAAAUUAGUUUUUUUGGUACAAGACUGUCGUCCGAAUCGUUUGUUUUUCGAAUUUGCAAGAAAACCGAUCACUAACAAUGAUUCCGAGUAGAUAUUCCGUAAGCUACAAAUGGUGGCACAUAGACUAAAUUGGAUUUGGCGGAGAUUUAUGGUAGUGGGUAGGUACGCGGGGUCCGGGGUGUGAAAUAAUCACAAAUUCCCUAGGCGAUUUGACUUUCAUCAUUCUAAACAAACGUCGAAGUUAGCACUACAAUCAUCUGCAAACCAACUAAAAUUGAUUUGGAUAAGAAAAGACUAAUCUGGCCACAUGGGAAGUUAAAGGCUAAGUAUACCGAGCUUAUUUGUAAAGCGUCGAAUGCAGAUAAGGCUGUUUUGCGGCAUGGUGACACAAAUCGACACAGCAGACACUCUUGUUGGAACGCCCGUUCGUUUCGUUUGGUUGUUUUCUUCGAGUGUUUCGUAUACCGCCAAUUUUGCGGCUUGCGCAGAUCUUAAGGGGUGCCCUUAAGUACUGGUCUCUCGAACGUAUCAUGAAAAUUCACCGAAACAUGGCGUAAAUUCGGCGAGCGAUGGUGAAUGAAGCUUCUUAUUGAAAAGUGAUUUGUUUGAUAACAACGUUAAUGUCGCGAAAUGCUUCCUUUCAUGGUGGGCUACCUGGUCAGCGCUGAUUGAUAGAACGAGCUCGUUACCCAUUGUCUUAGCCCUUGAAUAUACCCUGUUUCCUGAUAUUCCUGUCCAAGUGUGAUUUUGAUCAGUUCGUUCCUUGAUCUUUGCAAACAAGAGCUAGUGAAGAGUGGAAAAUGUCUUGCAGCUAUGCGGAUGGCCUGACACCAUAUGAUAAUAAGGGUCAGCUUGGUCUUGAAGAGAAAUUUGACAGUGAUGAGACACUCCGUAUUAAAUGUGACCUGUUAGCUGAAUGGAUGAACAAGGCACAACACAUUGUGGUUCACACCGGUGCAGGUAUCAGCACUGCCGCCGGUAUACCCGACUUCAGAGGACCGAAGGGCGUUUGGACCCUUGAAGAAAAAGGCUUGAAACCUGAAAUGAAUAUUUCUUUUGAUGAUGCAAUACCCACAAAAACCCAUAUGGCACUGAAAAAACUCAUCGAUUGCAAUAAGGUGAAAUUCAUUGUGAGCCAGAAUAUCGACGGACUUCAUCUACGGUCUGGAAUUCAGCGCCAAAAACUUGCAGAGUUGCAUGGCAAUAUGUUUGUCGAACAGUGCGAUAAAUGCGGGAGACAAUUUAUUCGUAACUUUGCAACGAAGAGCGUUGGUAAAAAAUGUUUAGGAACUGAAUGUCGAUCAGAAAGAAUCGGUGGACGUCCAUGCCGCGGCAAAGUUCACGACACCAUACUAGACUGGGAGCACAACUUGCCCGACAAAGACCUCGCCCUCUCAGAUCUCCACUCGAGCAUUGCAGAUCUGAGUGUUUGCCUGGGAACGACUUUGCAAAUAAUUCCAAGCGGUAAUUUGCCCCUUUACACGAAAAAAUAUGGAGGUAGACUUGUAAUUUGCAAUCUCCAACCAACCAAGCACGAUAAAAAAGCAGAUUUGGUGAUCAGCGGCAUGGUAGAUGAAGUAAUUUCCAUUGUAAUGAAGAAAUUAGGUUUCGAAAUUCCGGAUUACAACAGUGAUCUAGAUCCUACAAGAAACUCAGAAAUGACUUCCGCCGAACUGAAUUGGACAAUACCAACGGCGUGUAUAAAAGAAAUGAAGAUAUUGUAUAAGAAAGUCUGCAGGCCAACGCAGCGGAAAAGAAAGACUUUUAUGUAUGAAAGGGAAAAAGAAGAAUUUCCGAACAACUUUAAAUCAGUCAAGACAUCUGCAUCUGGUAAUGCAAUGGUACAAGCGCAAAUUAUAGAUCAUCUAUCAGGAAACAGUGACGCCCUUACAACGAACUCCAGAAUUACCUCAAAGGUCGAUGAGGUUAAGCAAGAGAAGGUCGAUGAGGUAAACGUGAAAGUGGAAACACCAUACGAAACACACAUAAAUUUUGAAGUUCCUAUUAAUCAGGAGGCAUCUACUUCUGAUAAAAAAUCCUAUGGCCAAUAUGGAGCCGAUGGUGGUGAUACGACAUGAAUGAUAAAACUGUACUACAUUUGGAAGCAAAUUUCAAGGCAAGAAAUAGAUUCCAUGACUCCACUGUGGAAUCUGUCACACUUAAAAGCAAUUCCUUGGCGGCAAUCGUUGUUCGAUGUAUAUCUGUGUGUAUUUCAGGUGGCAUAAUGCAACUUUUGAUUCUAUUAUUUCCUAAUUUCAAUGGCUCACUAUUGAAUUCAUUUAUUGAACUAUUGUCUGGCCAAUAAAUAACAUUUCUUAUUUUUUAUACCAAAA
Molecule: messenger RNA, 2420 nt
Organism: Athalia rosae (coleseed sawfly)
Lineage: Eukaryota; Metazoa; Arthropoda; Insecta; Hymenoptera; Athaliidae
Gene: Sirt6
Product: NAD-dependent protein deacetylase Sirt6
Exons: 7
Coding region: 888-2165 (425 amino acids)
Molecular function (GO): NAD+ binding
Source: RefSeq, a predicted model, not a curated record